Molecule: messenger RNA, 1776 nt
Organism: Pararge aegeria (speckled wood butterfly)
Lineage: Eukaryota; Metazoa; Arthropoda; Insecta; Lepidoptera; Nymphalidae
Exons: 9
Coding region: 1-1776 (591 amino acids)
Source: RefSeq, a predicted model, not a curated record
AUGCCACGAAAACCAAAAGAAUCAGCCGCCAAAAAACCUCCCCCACAAAUUUUAAGGCCGAAUAUCAGUGAUUCUAGUCUUAAUUACAUUCCAGGCAAUGCGUUAGCAGGUUAUCAAGAGCGCAUAGAAAAAGGUAUUGAGUGGACUUUAGAAGAAGAAGCUGCUCGGUAUCACAGAGAAAAAUGUAGAAAGGAGAAUAUACCUGUACUGACAUUUACCGAAGCACUACGAAACAAAAUUCAGAAGAGUAUUUUACACGGAUUUCUUGAUGAAAACUCUACUUUCAGUUUGAAAGAACACUGGGAGGUUCUUCUUCCCAUGAUAAUUUGGGAUAUUGAGAAGAGUUUAAACGAAGAAGGAAAAAUAUGUUUUAACAAUAUUAACUGUAUAACUGAUGAUAUGAUUGGAUUAGUAAAACGUGCUGUGCAACAUGACGAUCGGGAAGUACUUAAAAAGGAAUUUAAAAUGGUGACCGUGUUGAGGGUGAACGACUCUGAGAUGACAGAACUUGAUGCUGGAUUGAAAAGUUACCAUAAACUGUCUACAUUGAAUCUAUGUGGCAACUUUAUUUCGGACGUAGAAGCAACCGUCCUUCCAGAUGGAUUAAAAAUGCUGGAACUAAAAGCUAAUCGCAUUAGCUAUGUAUCGUUCGCCGAACAUUUGCCUCGUAAUUUGAUUUAUUUGGGACUGAGCCGGAAUCUUCUGAAUAAGGAUUUUGCUUCAGACCUUGCUAAGCUGCCUUAUAAUAUUUCCGUUCUGGAUUUAUCUGACAACGACAUCUGUGAUCUUGAGGCGGUACUAACAGCUCUAUCUACGCUGCCAAGUUUAGUUGCUCUAUAUCUCGCGGGAAAUCCUUGCUCAGUAUCUACAGCAUACGCCCGCACAACGUUGAUGCGCCUGUCUCGUCUUCAAUGGCUGGACUCCAGGGAAGUUCUCCCCACAGACAGACACGGAGACACCUUCGAGCCACAUCCUGACGACUUGCGUUCAGUCUAUUUUAAUUUCAGCGUCAUACGAAUUAUGAGUGCUCUGCAACCGCCUAAAGCUGAAAAGGGUGCUGUCACCGCGUUUCACGUCGAAAUAGAACUGCCGCUUCUAGAUUCAAGUAGAAGGAGGUUCCUCAUGUUUCGUAACAAUGAAUCGUUGACAGAACUGUUGCCACUACCUGAAGACGAAGAUUGGCCAUCGCAAAAAGCUCCAUCCGUUGUUAACAGCAACGCGGUUUAUGAACGAGAUGCAGAAGCGUCAUCUCACGCUUCAGACAUCUACAAUCACUUGCAGCCGAAGAACUCCCGUGAAGUAAUUCACUUUACGAUAUUUGAAAGCAACAGAGUCCAGUGGAAUAAAGUAAUGAAUUUCCAAGAACCGACAGUUCGAAUAUUCUGUCCGAAUCUCACCGCUUUGAGGGACACUUUCCGCUCAGUUAUAACUGUUAGAUUUGUGUACACUAUGAUUAUAACCACUAAACAAAAGACCGGGAAGAGUGCACAGUCUCUCAGGCCUCCGGGAGAGCAAAGGCUGACUGUGGCCACCAUCAAGUGUGCACUCAAGAGGCCUGACUGGAGUCAACCAUUGCAGUAUUUCCAUUGGGACGACUCGCUGGGCACCGACGAGGCUAUUCACUGGGGAGACGGCGAUCUUUCUGUUUUGCAGUACACACAACAAGCAGUGAAAACGGCCAAAGGAAAAUUGGAUACAGACCCGGGAUCCGGAAGGCAGUCGAUACCGGAAAACUUGACAUGCCACUUUGGAUUUGGGAUAGAAACUUUAAAAUAA